GGGGCGCGGAGCGGCCGCGGUGACGCCUCGGCGGCGACGCCUCGGUGCUGCCGCGGCCGCGGAUGUGCGCCGGGCUUCUCCCCACGCCCCCGCGGCCCCUGUCCCUGGCCGCUGGUCCUCGGGCAGGACUUCUGGCGGGAGCCGGGUGGGAAUCUCUCCUGACCCCUGCGAGGGGUGUCAGAGCCAUCGCCUUUGCCUCGGUGCCCGCUCCCCCCCCACCCCCCGCCAAAGCGCUGCCUCGCGAAGGCGCGCAGAAAACCCGGUCCCCGGGCGCGGGCAGGGCCGGCUCUGCUGCCGGCUCCCUGCCACGGCUGCGGGAGUGCACCGGUCCCGUUAUUUCCCCUCCCGUCUCCCCUCGGCCGCCGCCCCGGUCCCCCUCCCCCUGCUGCCUUCGACAGGCUCCGCGUCCCUCCUGCCCCACGGAAAACACACACAGUCCCCGGCACCCGCCCCGGCUACCCGGCCCAUUCAAACAAACAAACAGAAACCUGCCCCGUCGCAAAGCCAACCGACGGGGGGAAAAAUUAGCAGGAGGAGAUCAGAGAAGAUAAACGAGGAGCAAGCAGCUUCCCCGAGACCUUUCACUGCGGAUCCGAGAGGGAACA
Messenger RNA from Vidua macroura (Pin-tailed whydah), 605 nucleotides. It is a transcript of the gene TGFBR3L, whose product is annotated as transforming growth factor beta receptor 3 like. Bases 63 to 551 code for a protein of 162 amino acids. NCBI's taxonomy places the organism in Eukaryota, Metazoa, Chordata, Aves, Passeriformes, Viduidae. The transcript is spliced from 2 exons. The record is from RefSeq and is a predicted model, not a curated record.